UUGGACAACAAAUGUCUGAAGUUUCAUCUCCUGCAUUUUCCUUUAUAUAUAGACACUAAUGGACUAAAGACAUUUGUCUCUUGAAGAAAUUAACCAUGGCAAAGAGUGAUGUCAAAGUGAAAGUUUUGGGUACAUGGUCGAGCCCAUUUGUGAUGAGGGCAAGGAUUGCCCUUAACAUCAAGUCUGUCAACUAUGAAUUUCUUCAGGAGAGGUUAUGGGAAGGAAAAAGUGAGCUUCUUCUCAAAUCAAACCCGGUUCACAGAAAAGUCCCAGUCCUCAUUCAUGGUGAUAAGUCCAUCUGUGAGUCUCUCAUUAUUGUCCAAUACAUUAAUGAGGUUUGGUCCUUUGCUCCCUCCAUUCUUCCUUCUGAUCCCCAUGAACGUGCCACCUCUCGUUUUUGGGCUCCUUAUCUUGACGAAAAGUGGUUCCCUUCCCUAAGAACUAUUGGUGUUGCUCAAGGAGAGGAUGCAAGGAAGGCAGCAAUAGCGCAAGUGGAGGAAGGGCUGCUGCUAUUAGAGGAGGCAUUUGGCAAGUGCAGCAAAGGGAAACCUUUCUUUGGUGGGGAUCAAAUUGGAUACCUUGACAUUGCAUUUGGGUGCUUUUUGGGCUGGCUAAGAGUGACAGAGAAGAUGAGCGGGAUGAAGCUGCUUAGUAUAUCCAAGACUCCUUCUUUGCUUAAGUGGGCUGACAGAUUCUGCUCUGAUAUCGCUGUUAAAGAUGUUAUGCCUGAGACUGAAAAGCUUGCAGAGUUUGCUAAGAUGAUCAUGGCCAAAAUGAGAGGAGCGGCUCCUCCCAAAUGA
Molecule: messenger RNA, 800 nt
Organism: Durio zibethinus
Lineage: Eukaryota; Viridiplantae; Streptophyta; Magnoliopsida; Malvales; Malvaceae
Product: glutathione S-transferase U17-like
Biological process (GO): glutathione metabolic process
Cellular component (GO): cytoplasm
Molecular function (GO): glutathione transferase activity
Source: RefSeq, a predicted model, not a curated record